AUGGCAGCUACCCGAAGAUUACAGAAGGAGCUGGCAGACAUACGUGCUUCAGGAAUGAAGUCAUUCCGUGAAAUUAUAGUGGACGAGGCGAAUUUGCUGCUAUGGAGCGGUCUGAUUGUACCGGAUAACGUUCCGUAUAACAGAGGAGCUUUCAAAAUAGAAAUAAAUUUUCCGGCCGAAUAUCCAUUCAAACCGCCUAAGAUAUCAUUUAAAACAAAAAUAUACCAUCCAAAUAUUGACGAGAAAGGUCAGGUGUGCCUACCUAUUAUAAGUGCAGAAAACUGGAAACCGGCAACCAAAACGGAUCAAGUGAUUGACGCUCUCAUAGAGCUAGUAAAUGAUCCGGAACCUGAACAUCCGUUACGUGCGGAUCUUGCGGAAGAGUUUCUAAAGGAUAGAAAAAAGUUUUUAAAAAAUGCUGAAGAACACACCCGAAAGCAUAGCGAGAAACGACCGGAGUAAACGAAGCGUUUAGGCGGCUGACGUGUACCAGACUAGAUCAUUAAAAAUUUGAGGAUAAUAAUGUAAAUUUAACUAAGUGGUUUUGAUUUUUAAGGAUUUGAAAAUGUAUCUAGAUCUAGACAUCCGAAAAAUUCCCUAUAUCAAAAGCAAAAAGUCGAUAAAAUAGUCAAUAUAUUAUUAAACCAAUUAUAAAUAAGUUUGAUAAUUCUUUUUCUCAUUGUUUCAGGGUAGCAUUACUGCAUUAAUUAAGCUGUUAUGUUUGACUGAACAAAUUGCUAUAAAACAUGCUGGAAACACAGGACAUAGUAAUAGCUAUAGUCUUUUAUACGACUCUGGAAUUCAAGAUUAUUCCUUGAAAAUCUUCCUCAAAUGAGGAAUUUUGCUAGAACAACCUGAUUACGAUACAAAACAAAUAGAAUUUUUGCGCAAAAUUCAAAUAGAGCUUGGACAUGAAAAUGAUGUUCUCGAUAAUAUUUCAGUACGAUAAUUAUAGAGGAAAUCAGAAACCCAAGUGCGUUCGACUACAUUAAUAAUUGAUACUUUCUGUUGGUUGCCAGCCGAGUCUGUCCUGCAGACAAAGUAAUUGAUUAUGUUUCGCGUCCGAUGGCAUAGGUGUGUAUGCAUUCACAAAGCCCUUUCCGUGCGUUACCAAGAAAUACUCAACGUAUUUUAAAUCUUUAAAGUAUUGAACGGAUAAGUGUGCCAUUAAUGAUUGGAGAGCAACAUAUGGUCGAGUGGGCAGUAA
Anopheles nili is the source of this 1207-nucleotide messenger RNA. Its product is annotated as ubiquitin-conjugating enzyme E2-18 kDa-like. The transcript is spliced from 4 exons. The coding region runs from base 1 to 462 and encodes 153 amino acids. Lineage: Eukaryota; Metazoa; Arthropoda; Insecta; Diptera; Culicidae. The record is from RefSeq and is a predicted model, not a curated record.